Molecule: messenger RNA, 626 nt
Organism: Hermetia illucens (black soldier fly)
Lineage: Eukaryota; Metazoa; Arthropoda; Insecta; Diptera; Stratiomyidae
Exons: 3
Coding region: 1-576 (191 amino acids)
Source: RefSeq, a predicted model, not a curated record
AUGUAUAAUAGCAUUUUCGAUGCAGAUGAUCACAUCGUUCAGGCUCAGACAAAGCAGAAUAAAAACCCCCGCCCCAAAGUCCAAAUGUUACAUCUCUUCAUCUGCAGUAACCACAACAGCCGUCACGCAGUCCACGGAGAAUCUGAUACGCUACCCGAUAAAGCUGGGGCCAGCAAAACGCCACAGUCAAAGCUACUACGCUACCAUACUACGGGUAUAGCGUCGAAGCAACAACUACUACGUCAUAUGUUAAGCAGUGGUAGCGGCGGUUGGCUUGUCGAUGUGGUGUCGAUUGUUACAUCUUUACAACCCCGAUGGGGCUGCGGCGACGUGGGGUCAUCAAAUAGCAACAUUGUCCUAGUCCUGCAGGACGGCAUGAUUGCCCACUCAGCCCUGCGAGCCGAAAUACCACGGCGACUAGUGUGCAGAUUAGCCGGAACUCUUGCAUAUACGUAUUCCACACAUGCCGUAAUUUAUGGAGAACGAGUAGUGACUAGUCCUCUUGCGCGGGCUGGCGUACGCGAUUGUACCGUAGUGCCAGGAGUAGCAAAAAAGAUUGUUUGGCCGGAUAGAUGACUGCCUGCACAACAUGGGGUGACAAGUGAGUAUAAAAACGCCUAGCGCUU